Molecule: messenger RNA, 699 nt
Organism: Aptenodytes forsteri (emperor penguin)
Lineage: Eukaryota; Metazoa; Chordata; Aves; Sphenisciformes; Spheniscidae
Gene: CLRN2
Product: clarin 2
Exons: 3
Coding region: 1-699 (232 amino acids)
Source: RefSeq, a predicted model, not a curated record
AUGCCUGGCUGUUUUAAAAAGACUUUAUUUGCCUUGGCUUCUCUAGUAAGUUUUGUGUCUUUUCUCUUGAUUGUUGUUUCAAUGGGGACCCCAAAGUGGACGACUGGAAAGAUCCUUUGCAAAACAGGAGCUGAUUUGGUCAAUGCCACAGAUCCAGAACUGGUUAAGUUCAUUGGAGAAAUUUACUACGGACUCUUUCAGGGCGGCAAAAUACGCCAGUGUGGGUUGGGUGGGCGGCGUUCCAAAUUCACAAUUUUCCCACACAUGGUGAAAAAGCUGAAUACAGGCCUGCACGUGAUGAUUAUAAUGUUCCUCUGCGUGGCCAUUUUCUUUUCUCUGGUCAGUUUUGGAUUCUGCAUUCUUAAUGCAAUAAAAGUUCCUUACCGGGCUAUUAAAGGUCCAGCGGGAGUAUGCCUUUGGAACUUCCUUGCAGGUGGAUUUAUAGUACUUGCAGUCACCAGCUUUAUGGCUGCUGUGAAACUUCAUCACCACACAGAAAGAAUUGCCAAUUUUCGGGAAAAUGUCUUUCAGUUCAUUAUCUUAGAAGAACGGUUUGAAGACUGUUUUUGGCUUUGUGUGGCAAGUGCCACAGCACAUGCAGUAAAUUUGCUGCUAAUAACCAUUAGUGGGAUUCAUUUCCCUAAAAUUAAGACUAAAACAGAAGAAGCAAACGUUACAGCAGAAGAUAUCAUGUACUAA